UCAGAUGCAGACAGAACAUUUCACCUUUGUUCAGUCUCACAAAAAGUCCACACAGAAGCAUUAACUUGAUUCAGUAAUUCAAAAGCCAACUAUGGAGAAACAUUUCCAACCAACAUGGAUGCAAACUUCCCUUAAUGCUUUAAAAAGUGACACUGAUAGUGAAUACUUGGCUUGUAAUCUUACAAAAGUCCAUGGGGAGAGGCGAUACCUUUACUCUCCAACCUGUAACAGCUCUGAACUGGACUGUAUCUCCACCGCAUCAUCUCAUCCUGCUGUAUCUGGGACUGGAUCCUCCAAAUCUACACCAGGACCGGGAGGUCUCCUCUUGUGGGAGCCAGUCAGCAGGAAUGCUACUCCUCUGAUGGAGGCCUCAUGCUUUCUGAGGAAUGAUCUUCAGUCUUCUUCUUGCAUGAGCUACAGCACUAAGGUCACAGAAAGCAGCUGGAUAUUGAGGUCUUUGCUUCGGGUCACUUUCAGCUCCAACUACCUUGACCCUAAUGUGUAUCAAGGCUAUGAGACUAUUGGUUGCAGAUACCUCUAUGCUCCCUUACCUGAAAUAUCUGGAUUUGUGGAUGAGGGCUUUCCGCCUUGCAGCCAGAUUCAUCAUCACAAAUGUGAGCCAGACGUCAGUUCCCUUGAAAGUGAGAAACUGGGCCAAGUUACUGUAAGCAGAAGAGCCUCCAGUUGGGAUCAUGCAGAACCAUGGAUUAACGAAGAAAGAUUUACUGCAUCCAUGUGAUUUCCUGAAAUUUUAAUAGAAUUAUCAGCAUAAUUCAUUUUAAUGUGUCUUAUGGACACUUUUACACAUUCACACCAAAAUACACAACAUAUGGAUAAGA
This is a messenger RNA of Micropterus salmoides (largemouth bass), 839 nucleotides long. RefSeq lists its product as uncharacterized. The record is from RefSeq and is a predicted model, not a curated record. The coding region runs from base 92 to 739 and encodes 215 amino acids. NCBI's taxonomy places the organism in Eukaryota, Metazoa, Chordata, Actinopteri, Centrarchiformes, Centrarchidae. The transcript is spliced from 3 exons.